Molecule: messenger RNA, 2726 nt
Organism: Melopsittacus undulatus (budgerigar)
Lineage: Eukaryota; Metazoa; Chordata; Aves; Psittaciformes; Psittaculidae
Gene: MLXIPL
Product: MLX interacting protein like
Exons: 18
Coding region: 1-2709 (902 amino acids)
Biological process (GO): positive regulation of transcription by RNA polymerase II
Cellular component (GO): RNA polymerase II transcription regulator complex
Molecular function (GO): DNA-binding transcription factor activity; protein dimerization activity
Source: RefSeq, a predicted model, not a curated record
AUGGCAGGAGCGCAGGUGGGGCUGCCGGGACCCUUCCCGGAGCCCUCGGUUGGGCCAUGCCCCAUGUCUGACUCUGACUCAGACUCUGAGGACACGGCCGUGGGGGGCACAGGAGCUGGUGCCAGGGUGCAGAACCCCUCUCAGGUCAUCCACAGUGGUCACUUCAUGGUGUCGUCCCCGCACAGCGACUCACUGCCCCGACGGCGCCAUCACCGCACCGAGCCCCAAGCGGCUGAUCCCCGGAGCAUCGACCCGACCCUCACCCGGCUCUUCGAGUGCAUGAGCCUGGAGUACAGUGGGAAGCUGGUGUCUCCAAAGUGGAAGAACUUCAAGGGGCUGCGGCUGCUUUGCCGGGACAAGAUUCGUCUCAACAAUGCUAUCUGGAGAGCUUGGUACAUCCAGUAUGUGGAGAGGAGGAAGAAUCCUGUGUGUGGCUUCAUCACCCCACUGGAGGGCUCGGAAGCUGAUGAGCACCGAAAACCAGAGGCUGUUGUGCUGGAGGGCAACUACUGGAAACGCCGCAUCGAGGUGGUGAUGAGGGAGUACCACAAGUGGAGGAUCUACUACAAGAAGCGACUCCGGAAGACCACUCGGGAGGAAGAGGUCUCUGGUCCAAAGCAGGAUGAAGAUCUCUGGAGGCCAAUGGAGAAAUGGUGCAACCAGCUCUUCUGCAACGUGGUGCCCAUGCUGCUGGGGGAUGAGGAGGAGGAGCCGGGGGGUAGGCAGCACUUUGACUUGGACACCUUCCUCUCGGACAUCUCUGACACCCUCUUCACCAUGACCCAGACGCCCAGUGCCCAUCAGGCACUCCCCGAGGACGCCUAUGUUGGGAAUGCUGACAUGAUACAGCCGGACUUGGCGCCGCUGCAGCCCAGCCUGGAUGAUAUGGAGACCUCAGCCGGAGCACAGUGUGGGGCAGAUGGAGAAGUCCUGAUGGCAGAGGCAAGGGAGCAGCCGGGCCCCGCGCCCUGCUGGCGCUGCGCUCCAGAUAUCUUCACCAGCCACCGGCCGCUGCCAUCACAGAUGCAACCAGGCUACCAGGAGCCACCCUGCUUCAUGCCCAUGGCCGAGCCCCUGUUCGGUGAUGGGGGGUGCCUGCUGAGUGCUCGGGGGCUGCCCCCAAGCCCCGAGGCUCCGCUCUCGCCCAGCGCCCUCCUCCAGCCUGCCGGUGCCUCCCAGCUUGGCCUCCACAGCUCCUUCCUGGGCCCCGAGCUCCCCCCAGCCCUGCUGACCCCCCCCACCGUGCCCAGCGACCCCAGCCCCCAGCUCCAACACAAGCCCCUGCUGCAGUACGGGCCCCCACCAGGACCCCAUUACCCCCCUCCCAGCCUGUCCCCCGGGACAUCAGUGCUGAGCCCGGACCCCCUGUGCUCCCCCAUCUCGGCACCUCGCUGCAAGUUCCCCUACCCCAGCUCCCCCAGCCCCUCGCUCCUCGUCCACCCCACAUCCCCCCUCUCAGCACCCUGCUUCGCCCCCCAUUCCCCGGAGCUGGGCUAUGCGCUAGGCAUGGUGCCCCCGGGGUACCCCCGCCCGGCUGCCCCCGAGCUCCUGCCUCCCACCCUGCUGGGCGACCCCAGGUUCGUCCCCCCCAAGGGGCUGCCCCAGGGCAGGAGCGGGCGGCUGAAGGCAAAGCCCAAUGGCACCAAGGCGAAGAGGCUGCCAGGACUGCCCCCACCGACAGCCCUGGCCAUGCCCAACCCCUGCCUGAGCCAGCUCCUGACCGCAGCCAAGCAGGAGCCAGUCCUGGAUGCCCCGAGCCCGAUAGGUGAAGGACUCGUGCCCACAUCUCCUGUGUCCCCGCAGAGCACUGUCCCCGACGUCCCCACCACCUUCCUGUCCAGAAUGGCCCAGCAGAGCCCAGGGCUGGCUCCUGGCUCCAGCCCUUCCCAGGUGGUGCCGGUGCCGCCGGCAGGCCCCAGGCCGGGCCCACUGGUGGUGCCCAAGGCAGAGCGGCUGUCCCCCACAUCGGCUUGCGGCAUUGACUGGCCCAAGCCUGGCCAGGCUUCCCCGAGACCCACUGCAGGGCUGGGCACUGGCAUCCCCCUGCACCAUCCCGUGUCAUGUCGGGGCAGACCUGAGAACAGCAAGGUGGAGAGCCGCCGCAUCACACACAUCUCUGCUGAGCAGAAGAGGCGCUUCAACAUCAAGCUGGGCUUCAACACCCUGCACAGCCUGGUGAGCACGCUCAACACCCAGCCCAGCAUCAAGGUCAGCAAGGCCACCACCUUGCAGAAGACAGCUGAGUACAUCUGCAAGCUGCAGCAGGAGCGGGCAGCCCUGCAGGACGAGGCACAGCGGCUGCGGGAGCAGAUUGAGGAGCUCAAUGGCUCCAUCAACCUCUGCCAGGAGCAGCUGCCAGCCACAGGGGUGCCCAUCACACGCCAGCGCUUCGACCAGAUGCGCAGCAUGUUUGACGAGUACGUCCGCUCCUCCACGCUGCAGAACUGGAAGUUCUGGAUCUUCAGUAUCAUCAUCCGGCCCCUCUUUGAGUCUUUCAAUGGCAUGGUCUCCACGGCCAGCAUGGAGAGCCUCACGCAGACGUCCCUGGCCUGGCUGGAUCAGCACUGCUCCCUCCCAGCUCUUCGGCCAACCGUCCUGAGCUCCCUCCGGCAGCUGAGCGUCUCCACCUCCAUCCUCAGCGAUCCAGGCUGCAUCCCCGAGCAGGCGACGCGGGCGGUGGCGGGGCUGGGCCGGGGGGGCUCCUGUUAGCCGCUCCAGGCCCGGCU